ACGAAGCGUCUGUUUUUUUCCACCCCACGGCGUAUGUAGUUGAACACUUUUAUCACGUGGCCUUGCUCUUUUCCCUGCCGUUAACUUCUCAAACGUGUUUUUUUUUAGGGAAACAUUGUAGCGCUGCCAGAAAGCGCGAGCACGCAUUGCUUGAAGUUGAUGUGUGUUUGUGCGUCACUGAAUUUCAUUCUUACAGCCAUUUCAUCUCUGAAUGGGAUGCCAUCUGUCUGCUCAGGAACGGCGCAAAAAGAGUUUCCAAAUAAGAAAAUGCUGACUAAAAUAUGUGCAUCAUUGAACAGUUUGCUGACAUUAAACUACCCCCCCCCCCAUACAUUUCUUCCUGUAUCAUAAAUCAAAAUUCCACGUGUACAUAUGCACUGUUUAAGGAAACAACCUUUCUCAUCCGCUGUUAUGUAACGUCGGCAUUAUAUACAGUAGCCUAGCUUUUUGUACGGUUAUAUCUUUAAAAGUCCACGAGUGGGCUGUGACCUUCUCAACAUCCUUCUCUUUAAAGGUAUUGUGUCACGGUGCCUCUUAUCGCGCCCAUGUCAGUAAGGCACUUAAGUGAUUAAUUAAUUACGUGGGCUGUGCGUAAUUAAUUACCAUUUGAUCACCAUAACUAUUAUCUCUGGUCACGGUAGGGCGAUAGAGGGUCUAUGUGAGGGCAACCGGGAUUUUAUAGUGGUAUAUUCUGCCCCAAUAAAACUAUUUUCAGUAAAAUGUCACGUAGUAUUCGGCUUUGAGGUUUAUAUAUAGAAUUGACGCGUGUAUAUGCCUAUUUAUAUAUACGUCUAUGUGUGUGAGAGAGGGAUUUUGUGGCAGUUUAUAUAGGCUAUUGCAGUGUACUCAAAUACUGAACACGUCCGAUGGUGUAAUUCAUUCAUUCGUUUCUCCAAUUUAAUUUCCAAGCGUAUUCGCUUGUAAAAUGCUUCUAAAUACACAGUUGCACACAGAGAACGUAGGCUACUGUUCGUGUAUAGAUGCAGAAUAUUAAAGUAGUUGCUCGAAUGUUUUAUUAGUCACUUUAAUUGUUUCCUGUUGUUUGUGUCAUAAACGUGCGAGGGUUAUAAAAAAAAUUAAAAAACGAAUAGGAGAAUGUCCAGUGGUUUUUUACUCCCAGACCUUGGCUGCCACAAGAGAGGGUGUGGAGAGGAGCAGAAAUCAAUUACAAUUAUUCUUCGUUGACAUAGUAAUUAAGACUGGAGAGGCUAGUUAAUGUAGGGCGGAAAGGCUUAUCUGUGCCUCGCGCAGAUUUAUUGCCGACGCCGUUAUUGUUCAUUUCAAACGAUUAUCAGAGGGUUGCAUUAGGUCUAUACGGGGAGCCUUGAGCAGUUUUCAAGGCAAAGCCAACCCUUAACGAAUGAACGGUUCCGUAGCGAACACAAAAAACGCAUAUACUAUAUUUAGAUUAGGCCUACACAGCACAAAAACGGCUAUACAGUUCACGGAAACGUACACUACGUUUCUGAGAAACAAAAAUGUGUGCUAUCCCAAUAAAGUUUUAGCGUAGGCUACCUAUAGCAUUUUGGCGAUGGCGAUGUUCUGCUUUGGUUUAUAGCCAAGUGUCUACCGCUAAAUAUAGAAAGUGACGCCUUUGUGGUUUGCGCAGCCUAUACGUUAUACGUGAAAUCUUCUAUUUCUAUUCACGUUUUAAGUCUAAGUCUUCGAACUUGUUUCUUUUUUCCUUUUUGUCAAGUUUUGAUCAAUUCGUGCCUCAACAACGCACUGAGCUAUGUUCAUACAACGCCUGUGUGCGUGAGUUCAGUUUAAAUACUAAUACAUGUUUAUAUUGCUAAAUACUGAAGCUGAACACUUUAAUUAAUAACGAAUACAAGUGAAAUUAGUAUAAUUAACCGAUAUAAACGUGAUAUAGGCUACGGCACGUUUACAAAUAUAGUUAAAAUAAAUAAAAAUGUAAUUGUAAAGCGAAAAAUGCUGACUUGAGUAUUUUACUUUCAGCGUUCAAGGACCGCAAUAAACAGAUUAAACUGAACGGUCGUUUGGAAAGUGUAUUUUUUAGCCAAGGCUUAGAGCUCAUUUAAUUCAAAUGACAGUUACCGGUUUUUUUUAAGUGUCUUUAUAAGUGGAUAUAUACAACAUGGCUCCGACAAGGGAAACGGCAAUAUUUGGUCUAACACACAGCUGUGAGAUAUAUGGAACUUUUUGCCCGUUUAAGUCCAUUGAGCAGUAAGAAUGUACAGCCUGUACCGUAGCCUACUUGCAAAAUAUUUCCAAUGAACGGCGAGGACUUUCGUCCGUUCCCAGGAGACCGGUUUAUUAAUCAGCUGCAAAUGAGUCAGUCCGAACACGCACGCUCCUGGACGAUGAGUGACAGCUAGCCGGCGCUUGCGCUUGUUGUCCCUUUAAAAAUCUGAAUCCGAGGCUAAUGAUUUAUCAAACUCUUAUUAUCAAGAAAAUGUCAGGCGAAGGGCACCUCGCUGUGCACUGACGCAAACCAAAUCUUUUCCACGGAGCUAUAGAAAGCUUUGCACUUGCCACUGCUAAAUUCAGUCUAUAUUGUCUUUACUGCUGUUUUCUUCCGUGGACCUAUCUGUUGCUGCUGCGGACAUGGUGAGUAUAUUUCCCAAUUACAUUUUUUUUUGUUGCAAGUAUUGGUCGCUUGAUAGUUGCUGUUAUUGUACGUUCUGUUUGAUGUUCUAGUGCAUUUAUGUAUACUUAAAGUGCAUUUCACCGUCUGUUUUCCCCUGCUCUAAGCUCUGUCCAUGGUGCUGAAUGCUGUUACUGGUUAGCUUUUUUUAUUUUUUAACUCGCAAGCGAGCCAACAUCCUCCCUCAGGGAAACUUUCUCCAACUAUGCCACGUACAAACUCCAUGGUACAAUCAUUCAAAUUUAACUUUACGUAGUAAUAGUUUUUUCGUAGAUAUCUCUAAGCUGUAGCCUGUUCUUUUCAAUUCCGGGUCAAGCUAAAUGCCAGAAAAGUGCCAUUUUUAAAAUAAUGUUUAUAGCCUUUUUUAUAUUUUUAUUUUUUUUAUUUAACGAAUUAUUACAUGUUUUCAUAGAUACAGCCUGGACAACAAAUCAUGAUUUUUGCGAAAAGAGAGAUUUGCCCAAGCAGCCCGUCAAUAGCCCUGCCAGAUUUGAUUCCUUACCCCAACCCGAAGGAGCUGGUGGACUUACAACAAACAAAUUAGGCAAUGUCCAAAACCUACCUCCCGACUCGCAGUCUGCGUAUCAGUCGCAGGCGACAGACGAGAGGAAAACUUUUUGUCCGGCAGAAAGCAAGCAGAGGGAGGCCGACGGCGAAAAGGCGUAUGGGACGUUUAAAAACGCGGCUCCUGUGCCAGUUCCGGCUAACUCUGCCCUUCGAAAGGAUUCCGGCGGACCCGCGCCACCCAAAACGGAUGGUUCUACAGCUGUUCAUGGCGCGCUGAUGUCCUCGCAUGUCACGGGCGCAUUGCCCAAUCAAAGCGCUGUCAAAGGCACAGUGGAGCAAAACAAUGCCACGAGCAACUGGGCUUCCAUGAGUCAGACCACCGUUUUACUCGGGACAGAUGGUAACACUUCUGUUAUGUCUGGCGCCACUGCCGGGGAUGACGACGAUGACGACGGAGGGGAUGAAAACAAAGCAAGAGGAAACUGGUCAAAUAAACUGGAUUUCAUUCUCUCAAUGGUUGGCUACGCGGUCGGUUUGGGUAAUGUGUGGAGAUUUCCAUAUUUAGCCUUCCAAAAUGGAGGAGGUGCUUUUUUGAUACCGUACCUGGUAAUGCUGUGCCUCGCCGGGAUCCCAAUAUUUUUAUUGGAGGUUUCUUUGGGUCAGUUCGCCAGCCAGGGACCUGUAUCUGUUUGGAAAGCGAUUCCAUCCCUUCAAGGUUGCGGGAUUGCCAUGUUGAUUAUAUCUGUCUUAAUAGCCAUAUACUAUAAUAUUAUUAUGUGCUGGACAUUGUACUACCUGUUCGCUUCGUUGAAGGGCUCACUCCCAUGGGCUAACUGUAGGAAUUCAUGGAACACACCGGACUGCAAAGACAAAGACAUGCUUUUAUUAGAUGCCUGCCUACUGCGGGAGAGGAACAGCACCUCUAUAAGGAACACUACCUUCUGUCUGUCGGCCAAUGCCCUUGGCAAUCUAAGCAAACUCACAAACUUCACAUCAGAGAAUAAGACCUAUGUCAGCCCAAGCGAAGAGUAUUUCAAGUACAAUGUGCUGCACAUUUCUAAAGGGAUUGAAUACCCAGGGGACAUCCGCUGGCCCCUGGCACUGUGUUUAUUCCUGGCGUGGGUCAUUGUGUAUGCAUCUCUGGCUAAAGGAAUCAAGUCAUCUGGGAAAGUGGUGUAUUUCACGGCUACCUUCCCCUACGUGGUGCUGGUCAUUCUGCUGAUCAGGGGAGUCACUCUACCCGGCGCCGGUUCUGGCAUCCUCUAUUUCAUAACACCCAAGUGGGAAAAACUCAAUGAUGCGAAGGUGUGGAAGGAUGCUGCCACUCAAAUUUUCUUCUCCCUGUCUGCAGCCUGGGGUGGACUCAUCACUCUGUCUUCCUACAACAAGUUCCACAAUAACUGCUACAGGGACACCAUCAUAGUGACGUGUACGAACAGUGCCACCAGCGUCUUCGCCGGCUUUGUCAUCUUCUCCGUGAUCGGCUUCAUGGCUCACGAGCUGAAGGUGCCCAUCGAGAAGGUGGCCGACGAAGGCCCAGGCAUUGCCUUUGUGGUGUACCCCGAGGCCCUGACCAGACUUCCCCUCUCCCCCUUCUGGGCCAUCAUCUUCUUCCUCAUGCUACUGACACUGGGGCUGGAUACCAUGUUCGCCACCAUCGAAACCAUCGUGACUUCCGUGUCUGAUGAGUUCCCCAAGUACCUGCGCAAACACAAGCCCAUAUUCACGCUCGUAUGCUGCCUCUGCUUCUUCAUCCUCGGAUUCCCCAUGAUCACAGAGAGUGGGAUGUACAUGCUACAGCUGGUGGACACCUUCGCAGCCUCAUACUCCCUCGUCAUCAUAGCCAUUUUUGAACUGGUGGGAGUCUCGUAUAUAUACGGCUUGCAGAGGUUCUGCGAAGACAUCGAAAUGAUGAUCGGGUUCCAGCCGAACAGGUUCUGGCGGAUCUGCUGGGCCUUCGUGACGCCGACGAUUCUCACGUUCAUCCUGGGCUUGAGUCUGUACCAGUGGAAGGUGAUGACCUACGAGGACUACACCUAUCCCACCUGGUCCAUGGUCAUGGGCUGGCUGAUGGUCAUCUGCUCGGUCAUCUGGAUCCCCAUCAUGUUCGUCAUCAAGAUGUACCUGGCCCCCGGUUCCUUCGUCGAGCGGCUGAAGCUGGUGUGCUCCCCCCAGCCCGACUGGGGCCCCUUCCUGAUGAAGCACCGCGGUGAACGCUACCGGAACAUGAUCGACCCCCUGGGGACAAACUCGCUGGGGCUCAAGCUCCCGCCCAAGGACUUCGAGCUGGGAUCCCAUUACCAGUAGUUGCGGUCCCUCCCCC
Molecule: messenger RNA, 5438 nt
Organism: Anguilla anguilla (European eel)
Lineage: Eukaryota; Metazoa; Chordata; Actinopteri; Anguilliformes; Anguillidae
Product: sodium- and chloride-dependent glycine transporter 2-like
Exons: 16
Coding region: 2957-5422 (821 amino acids)
Biological process (GO): sodium ion transmembrane transport; synaptic transmission, glycinergic; glycine import across plasma membrane
Cellular component (GO): membrane
Molecular function (GO): glycine:sodium symporter activity
Source: RefSeq, a predicted model, not a curated record